UAAGACUCGUGCCAAAAGUUGCCCCUCUAAAGCUUGAGAAUAUUUUCAUUCUGAUCCUCCUGAACGCUUACACUACCAAUUCUCUCUGCGUACAUAAUUUUCUUGCACAGACAAAAGGCCAAGAAAUCAAAAUUGUCACUAAAGCGAGAAUGUUCGGAGUAGUUUUUCCAAAUCGUAGCUUCCCCCUAGACAUCUCCACCUUCGCCCAAAUUGAUACGUUCCACUGGGUCUUGGACAUGAAUCACUUCGUCGGUGAGGAGUAUGAUUCGAUCCGAGAAGUCUGCAUAUUUUUGCUCAACAAUUUCACGCUCCCACCUGACAAGGCCUUAGCCGUCUAUAUCCAGUCUCCGGGCAGCCAUUUCUUGUUUUGUGGGGCGGUAAUGGUUUCACGCCCCUCCGCCGUGCUAUCAUUGCCGUGGCCCGAGCCUGGAAGCAACGCUGCUCAGCUGCAGCUAACUGCGCCUGAAGUACCGCCAUUGUCUGCCAAGAUUGGGGUGUCGGUGGAGGAUUUGGCGGCCCUGCCAUCCCUAGACGUGGCGGCUGAGAAGAAGAUUGAGCGGCUGGCCUUGAAAGUGGGUGAAAAUCUGUUCAAUUUCAUGCAGUCGUUUUGUGGUGUGGAUGGGUCGAAGCUGGUGGUGCCUAUGGAUAUUUUGGACAGGUGGUUUAAGAAGUUCCAGGAGAGGGCCAAGCGUGACCCAGAAUAUUUGAAAGGUUUUGCCUUGUAGAGAUGCUCUCACACACAGUGAUUCUCAUUUUGUUCCUUGGAAGCUUCUUGUUGCUGACAAUAGUUUAGCAAACUAUUGUUUUAACUGCCAGGCCAAGCAUUAACUUGAGGACUAUGUUGCAUUGUGGCCUCAUGCAGACUGGAUUGAUUCAAGUUUGGCCAAGAAUUGCAAAUGCUAAUGUGGACAUCUCUGCUAGUUGUUUACGCUGUUUUAUUUACUUUCAAUGAUUAAAAAAACAAGAAAGAAUUCUUUGGCACUAAAUUGUUGACAGCUUCCAAGCCAACCUCCUAGUUGUCAUCGUUUAAUCACUUCCUUUUUCACAAAGUAAUUGCUCAAGGAUUGUUAAUGUAUGAUUUGUUGUUUACUUAUUGAUUUGGAUCUUGCAUA
Messenger RNA from Olea europaea var. sylvestris, 1112 nucleotides. Its product is annotated as protein OPI10 homolog. Gene Ontology annotation, biological process: protein import into nucleus. The coding region runs from base 150 to 725 and encodes 191 amino acids. Gene Ontology annotation, cellular component: nucleus; cytosol. The record is from RefSeq and is a predicted model, not a curated record. The transcript has 3 exons. Gene Ontology annotation, molecular function: nuclear import signal receptor activity. Lineage: Eukaryota; Viridiplantae; Streptophyta; Magnoliopsida; Lamiales; Oleaceae.